UUUAUGGCGCCAUAAAGAGCUCCUGUCUCCUUUCCCGUUUUUUGACCCCCGCAAGUUCAAGUCAUUCCAUUUGCGCUUGACUUUCUUUUCCCACCUGGAAACGAAAGUUUUUGUCAACAAAUCGCGUCGUGACGAUUUGUUGGAGACGCGUUGCCGAGCUUCCCACUUUUAUUUUGGCAUCUCGCCACUUCCUGUCGACGUUCCACUGGGAGACAUCUCAGCAGCUUUUUAAGCAACUUUUUGUGAACAAAUGAGCCCGGAUUUGGAUGGGGAAUGUGUCAUUAUCCAGGCCGCUUAUCCUCACAAGGGCCGCGGGAAAGCUGGAGCCGACCCCAGCUGUCUUCGCCCCGAAAUGUCGCAGAGAGACCAUCGCUGAGCGGGAAUCGAUCCCGCGCUGCCCGUGUGUUCCACCGCCACACCAUCAGUGACGCUCAUGGUGACUAUGUUUAGCUGUGUUAGGUGGUUUUAUUUUGGUAGGCGUCAAGAGGAACUUGAUGUUUUGGUCCUGCUAAAUGGACUCCCAAAACCUGUCAUAUCUUCAAACUUUUUUUUUUUUUUUUUGCAUCUUCUGUGACUUCAGAUUUGACUUUGUGAGUCGCGUGGGCAAAGUUGUUGCUCCGGCGAAGCCACGUUUCGUUCUUUUCCCCUUCCUUUUAUUUUGUUAGCUCGCUUCUUCCUUAUCUUUGUGAACAAAAAUCUUUGAUUUGCGUUCAAAGUCUUUGAUUUGGAUCUUGUGUGACUGUUGAGUGGCGCUCCGGCGCCGCUCCGCUUUGGCAGCAACAUUCUACUUCAACGUCAUGCAACGUUAUUAAUAUUAUGUGGCAAAAACUGUUCAAACAAAUCAAAAAAUAUAUUUCACGGUGUACAGGAAUAAAAUAUAAUCUUGUAGAUUUGAGCAAAAUGAAGCGACUCGGCUCGUUUGAUCAUUCUUCUUAUGAUAUCGCAAACUGGAUGUUUUGAUAUGAGGAAAUCCUCAAAAUUAAUCAUUUAUGGGGCAAAAAUGGCAAAACAAAAAUUGAGCUACUAUUGAAAAAUAUCCCCCCCCCCAAAAAAAAAAAAAAAAAAAACAGAACACAGGACAUAAUCUGUUGAGUAAUUGCGCUGCAAUAAAAAAAAAAACAUUAAUAAUUGAUAAAAGAUAGAAGCAAAUGUUGCUGUUGCAGAUGAUUGUAAUCUAAUCCGGAUCCUCUCUUUAGUGGCUUUUAUUGGACGUAUUGGACCGAACCCCAACGAAGUGCAGUUCCGCCUGUUUCGCUCUUAUGAUGAAAGGGCCAACCGGAUACGGCGCUUCUUCGCCCCCGUGAGCUUGCGGGGCCAACUUGUUCCACGCGGCCCACGACCCGCCCCGCCCCCCGAACCGUCCCCGAACCCAGCCUCACUUCCCCGCGCGUAGGCGACCCGGCUCAGCCAGUGUUGCGCCGCGAGUCUCUCCGCGAGUCUCUCCGCGAGUCUCUCCGCGAGUCUCCCCGAGCGCGACGCGGCUCUCGGCGGCAUGAAGGCGUCCGCCUGCUGCCUCGGAUUCGGACUCUCUGGAUUUAGCGGACCGCCGGAACCGCCGGCGGUCGCUCGACGGUUUUGAUUGUCUUUUUUAAAAACUGGUCCUUCUUGGACUUGUGCUGGAGGAUUUCCUUUAAAAAAAAAAAAAGCAAGAAAAAGGAGUUUCGGGGGGCGAUAUCGAGCGUGGAAUUACCCCCCCCCCCCGCGCGCACCCCCCCACGUCGACUUUGCUGCCUGCGUGGAUUUAGAUCGGGUGGGCCGCGGGGACGCCAUGCGAACUCCGGACGCCGCCUGAGUCGGCGUCUGGCCCCGCUUCGGUUCGCCUCGCCGGAAUGACGGCGGCGGCGGCGGCGGCGGCGUGGCGCGCCCUGUGGCUGGCGUGCGUCCUGCUGCCCGGAUGGGCGGCGCCGGCCAGGCUGCCCGCCGCCGAGCCCGCAGACGCUUCGUCCAGCGAGCCGACCUUCCUGGAGGACUUCGUCCUGGGCACCGGCGACACCCUGGAAGUGUCAUGUGACCCCGAGGAGGACUCGGCGGCCCGGCCCGCGCUUUGGUACAAGGACGGCGCGGUGCUGUUGCCCGGCGAGCGGACGCGGCCGGGCCAGAGGACGCUGCGCAUCGUCAACGUGUCGCAGGAGGACUCGGGCGUUUACGCCUGUCGACUCGCCCGCACCGACAAGCUGCUCAGCAACUACACCAUCAGGGUGACGGAUUCUCUGUCGUCUGGUGAUGAUGAAGACUACGACGAAGAUCCAGCAGAUGCAGGUAAUGACAAUGAAGCCCCCUACUGGACCCGGCCGGACCGGAUGGACAAGAAGCUGCUGGCCGUGCCGGCCGCCAGCACGGUGAAGUUCCGCUGCGCGGCGUCGGGCAAGCCCACGCCCGGCAUCCACUGGCUCAAGAACGGCAAAGAGUUCAAAGGGGAGCAGCGCAUGGGCGGCAUCAAGCUGCGGCACCAGCAGUGGAGCUUGGUGAUGGAAAGCGCCGUCCCGUCGGACCGCGGCAACUACACGUGCGUGGUGCGCAACAAGUACGGCGCCAUCGCGCACACCUACCAGCUGGACGUGAUUGAACGCGCCCCGCACAGGCCCAUCCUUCAGGCGGGCCUGCCGGCCAACCAGUCGGCGGUGGUGGGCAGCGACGUGGAGUUCCACUGCAAAGUUUACAGCGACGCCCAACCGCACAUUCAGUGGCUGAAGCACAUCGAGAUCAACGGCAGCCGCUUCGACGCCGACGGCGGACCCUUCGUCAAGAUCCUCAAGACGGCCGGCAUUAACACCACCGACAACGAGCUGGAGGUGCUGCUGGUGUCCAACGUGUCUCUGGAGGACGCGGGCGAGUACACUUGCCUGGCGGGGAACUCUAUCGGCUUCACUCACAACUCGGCUUGGCUGACGGUUCUUCCAGCCGGUCCGGACAAGGAGGACUACUACGCCGACGUCCUGAUCUACGUGACGGGCUGCGUCCUGUUCAUCCUGGCGGUGGUCAUCGCCGUCCUGUGCCGCAUGCGCAUGAGCGCCCAGAAGACGCUGGGCGAGCCGCCCGUGCAGAAACUCUCCAAGUUCCCGCUCAAGAGACAGGUAACAGUGUCCUUGGAUUCCAACUCGUCCAUGAACUCCAACACGCCGCUGGUGAGGAUCGCCCGCCUGUCGUCCGGCGACGGGCCCCCGCUGGCCAACGUCUCCGAGCUGGAGCUGCCCUCCGACCCCAAGUGGGAGUUUUCCAGAGCGCGGCUGACGCUGGGGAAGCCGCUGGGCGAGGGCUGCUUCGGUCAGGUGGUGAUGGCCGAGGCCGUCGGCGUCCACAGGGAGAAGCCCAACAAGCCGCUGACGGUCGCUGUGAAAAUGCUCAAAGAUGACGCGACAGAUAAAGACUUGUCGGACCUGGUGUCCGAGAUGGAGAUGAUGAAGAUGAUCGGAAAACACAAAAACAUAAUCAACCUGCUGGGGGCCUGCACGCAAGACGGCCCGCUCUACGUCCUGGUGGAGUACGCCUCCAAAGGCAACCUGCGGGAGUACCUGCGAGCGCGUCGGCCGCCGGGCACGGACUACUCCUUCGAUACCUGCAAGAUCCCAGACGAGCAGCUGACCUUCAAGGACUUGGUGUCCUGCGCCUACCAGGUGGCCCGAGGCAUGGAGUACCUGGCCUCGCAGAAGUGCAUCCACCGAGACCUGGCGGCCAGGAACGUCCUGGUGACGGACGACAACGUCGUGAAGAUCGCCGACUUCGGCCUGGCCAGAGAUGUGCACAAUAUCGACUACUACAAAAAGACCACCAACGGCCGCCUGCCCGUCAAGUGGAUGGCGCCCGAGGCCCUCUUCGACCGGGUCUACACGCACCAGAGCGACGUGUGGUCUUACGGCGUCUUACUGUGGGAGAUCUUCACGCUGGGGGGGUCGCCGUACCCCGGCAUCCCCGUGGAGGAACUCUUCAAGCUGCUCAAGGAGGGACACCGCAUGGACAAACCCGCCAACUGCACCCACGAGCUGUACAUGAUCAUGCGCGAGUGCUGGCACGCCGUCCCGUCGCAGAGGCCGACCUUCCGCCAGCUGGUGGAGGAUCACGACCGGGUUCUGUCCAUGACGUCCACCGACGAGUACCUGGACCUGUCGGUUCCGCUGGAGCAGUACUCGCCCGGGUGCCAGGACUCCGGCAGCACGUGCUCUUCGGGCGACGACUCCGUGUUCGCCCACGACCCCGCGCCCGACGAGUCCUGCCUCCCCGAGCGGCUCCCCCCCGCCGACGCCGUUCGGACCUAGCCCGCCCCGCCGGGAACCGUCGAUAAUCACCUCGCCCGGUCCGGCCGCGAGGACGCCGUCCUGCCGCCGGCCUCGGGAAACUUUGAAGGACUUGUUUUUGUUUUUGUUUUUUUUUUUAAAUCACAAAGUUUAUUUUUGUACACGGCCAGUCUUUUGUCACGGACAAUCUGCGGGAAACGGGAAAUGCGGGCCGGGGGGGGGCAACCCACCUGCGCCUCCCCGUUGGUCCGACUUCGCGUCCUUCCAAAGUCCUCCGGCGAGUCGCGAUGGCGCAAAAGAAGCCGUGGGAAUUGCAAACGUGCAUCAGAAGACGCCGGCGAUGGGGAAGACGCCGUCGCCACGGAAACCUUUCAAGUUGAUGGAUUAACUAAGGGG
This is a messenger RNA of Syngnathoides biaculeatus (alligator pipefish), 4628 nucleotides long. It is a transcript of the gene fgfr3, whose product is annotated as fibroblast growth factor receptor 3. The record is from RefSeq and is a predicted model, not a curated record. Gene Ontology annotation, molecular function: fibroblast growth factor receptor activity; fibroblast growth factor binding; ATP binding. Gene Ontology annotation, biological process: protein phosphorylation; multicellular organism development; positive regulation of kinase activity. Gene Ontology annotation, cellular component: membrane; signaling receptor complex. The transcript is spliced from 18 exons. NCBI's taxonomy places the organism in Eukaryota, Metazoa, Chordata, Actinopteri, Syngnathiformes, Syngnathidae. The coding region runs from base 1830 to 4253 and encodes 807 amino acids.